Messenger RNA from Angiostrongylus costaricensis, 291 nucleotides. NCBI's taxonomy places the organism in Eukaryota, Metazoa, Nematoda, Chromadorea, Rhabditida, Metastrongylidae. The record is from the annotation of a GenBank genome assembly.
AUGGAGUGCGGCUUUUUACUAUAUGCGGAGCACCUCUGUGAAAACCUUAGUGGUACCAGCUCUUCAUCAUGCGAAUUCCUGCACGAAAUGGCCAGAACAGCGUGGCGGAAAAUUUCAACACAUGAGAAGCAGGUGCCACAGAGCCCACCUAGGAAACUUGUGUGCGUCGAUAGGAAAAUCUUCGCUUCAGAUCUGGACCAGCAAAGCACUGGAGCUGGCACUGCUGGAUCCCGCCGACAGUGCUUCGACAUAGCCACAAAUAUCACAAUGAAAGGCGAUUACUAUGUGUGA